Acanthosepion pharaonis is the source of this 1974-nucleotide messenger RNA. The record is from the annotation of a GenBank genome assembly. Lineage: Eukaryota; Metazoa; Mollusca; Cephalopoda; Sepiida; Sepiidae.
AUGAAUGUCUAUCGAUCGAUUUAUUCUCAUUACUUCGCUCGACUCGCCGUGACACUACACGAACGCUUUGCAGCGAGAUCGUUGUCGCCACGACGUCUGUUACACAGACCAAAACGGAUCGAUAUCAAAGAACUAAAUCCUCACCUUAUCUGCGUUUUAUGUGGAGGUUACUACAUUGAUGCAACGACCAUUAUUGAAUGUCUACACUCGUUUUGCCGAACAUGUAUUGUUCGCUAUUUAGAGAGCAGCAACGUGUGUCCCAUCUGUGAUGUCAUCGUUCAUAAAAGCAAACCGCUGCAAAAUAUAAGAAUUCAUAUCUAUUCAUAUCUAUCCCAAUCUAUUCAUAUCUAUCUAUCUAUCUAUCUAUCUAUCUAUCUAUCUAUCUAUCUAUCUCAGUCUAUUCAUAUCUAUCUAUCUCAAUCUAUUCAUAUCUAUCUCAGUCUAUUCAUAUCUAUCUAUCUAUCUAUCUAUCUCAAUCUAUUCAUAUCUAUCAAAGUCUAUUCAUAUCUCUCUCUCUCUCUCUAUCUAUCUAUCUAUCUAUCUAUCUAUCUAUCUAUCUAUCUAUCUAUCUAUCUCAAUCUAUUCAUAUCUCUCUAUCUAUCCCAUUGUAAUCAUAUCUAUCUAUCUAUCUAUCUAUCUAUCUAUCUAUCUAUCUCAGUCUAUUCAUAUCUCUCUCUCCCUCUCUCUCUCUCUCUCUAUCUAUCUAUCUAUCUAUCUAUCUCAAUCUAUUCAUAUCUCUCUAUCUAUCUAUCUAUCUAUCUAUCUAUCUAUAUAUCUCAAUCUAUUUAUAUCUAUCUAUCUAUCUAUCUAUCUAUCUCAAUCUAUUCAUAUCUAUCUCAAUCUAUCCAUAUCUAUCUCUCUCUAUCUAUCCAUAUCUAUCUCUCUCUAUCCAUCUCAAUCUAUCCAUAUCUCUCUCUAUCUCUCUCUCUCUAUCUAUCUAUCUAUCUAUCUAUCUAUCUCAUUGUAAUCAUAUCUAUCUAUCUAUCUAUCUAUCUAUCUAUCUAUCUAUCUGAGCAACUUUUAAAGCCGCAGCCCCUAACAAAGAACAUAACCCAAGCACUACACCUAGAAGAACCUCAGCAUCCCAGCGGACCCGUGCUUGAGCUCGUUCAGCAAAGCCGCCACCUUGACCUUCCUCGACUCCUUGGAGGCAUUCAUGAUGAGCAUACGGUGAGACUUGCGGUUGGAGGAGUAACUAAUGUCAUUCUUGAUCGUUCGGCAGAUCGUCGACUUGUGGCAGUCCAUGUCAGCGGUGAUCUUGGCGUAGCUCUGGCUUCCAUCAUUGUCAACUCUCUCCUUGGCGACGGCGGCAGCGAACUCGUCGGUCUUAACGGCCGAAGAAUGAACGUUGUGGGUCAUUCGUUUGGCAGUAAACGCGUCCUUGUUCUCAAACGCCUUCCACUUCCUCCAAAUGUCCAUGACCAUAAUCCCCUUGAACCCAAACCAGGCCAUUUCCUUUUCUUUUUACCUGACAAUACACUCCAAGAUCUUGUAUACAAGUUGGUGCCUCGACUAUUCAAAGAUGAGAUGAAAAGACGUCGGGAUUUGUACGCCUCCGUGAGCGCAGAAGUCUAUUCUCUCUCACUUGUCUCUGUUUUCUUCCAUUCUCUCCUUCUUUCUUUCUUUAUAUUUCUCUCUUUCUCUUUUUCUUUCUUAAUCUUUCUUUCUUUUUUUCUUACAUUCUCUUUCUUUCUUUUUCUUUCUUUCUUUCUUUCUUUUUCUUUCUUUCUUUCUUUCUAUUGCUCACCUUUCUAUUGCAUUUUCUUUCUUUCUUUCUUUCUUUCUUUCUUUCUUUCUCUCCCCCCUCUCUCUCUCUCUCUCUGUCUCUUUCUUUCGCUCUCUCUUUGCUAUCAACUUCUCUCUACUAGAUCUUUUCUUUUUCUCUCGUUCUUUCUUCCUUCUAAUCUUCUCUUCUAUAAUCUCUCUCUCUCUCUUUCACUCUCUCUCUCUCUUUCACUCUUUCUCUCUUUCUGA